AUGGCCAUGUCCGACGACAACAGCGACGACGAUGAGGAAAUCCUCCAACUUCAACUUCAGGCUAUUCAAGCGAAACUCAAGUUGAAGAAGCUCCAGAAACAAAAAUCAUCGCAGAACACCAACGACGACGACUCGCGACCCAGCUCAGAGAACUCAAACUCCCCACGAAAGAGACAAAAGACCCAGUCAGCAGCCUUCGACCCUGCCGUUCAAGUCACUGUGUCACCGAUCAAGAGCCACAUGCCCCCUCCUGCCUUGCCCGACCCAACAUCACCAGCACGUGUUCGCCUGGGCAUUGAUAAGGGCCUCAAAGCGGCAGAUGUCUCGUUGAAAAGAGCUAGGAAUGGUUCGACCUUAUCAAGCAGGAGCACAUCCAGAACAACUCUGCCCGCAGAGCCCGAGAGACCNAAGCAAAGUUUUAGCGAUCGCAUCGCUGCCAAUCGUCUCUCCGCUGAGCAACAACAAGCAAAACAACAAAGGAUCGAGAAGGCUAGAUCGCAGGGCUUCGGACUCGCUGCUCAAGCCACACCUCGUGCGACCAGAGAGACGACACAGUCGAGACCACAACUUUCACGUACGCAGAGCGAUAGAUCAACCAGACAACUACCCACCGAAAGCAGUACUAGCAGCUUCAGUCGUUCAAUACCUACUUCUUCAGCCUCACAAAGUCCCUUCCUGUUCCAACGUGCUACCCAGCAGUCAUCUUCAUCAACCGAAGUCCGAGGUCGUUCUUUCCGGCCUACUGUAGGCUUUUCACACGAUGAUACACCCACUUCUACAGAACCCGCUACAGACGGAUCCUGUUUCGAGAGCUUCUCGUCACUUCAUCUUUCUAAGAGAAAACUGCCACACACAACCUUGGCUCGCGCUUUGGACGGCAAGGAAAUCUACACUCUACCUCGAUUGUUGAAAGAAGUAACAGCACCGACUUACGAGCCUCCAGACUGUGAGACCGACUUUGUCGUCUUGGCUGUCAUCGCCUCAAAAUCAAGCCCUUAUGACACCCGCCCAAAACACAAGCAGACCUCGUCUGUCGAAGACGACGACUCGGGUCCGACGAAGUUUAUGGUCAUGACGCUCACUGACCUCAAAUGGGAAGUUGACUUGUUUCUGUUCGACACUGCCUUCGAAGCAUUCUGGAAGAUGACUCCGGGGACAGUCGUCGCUAUGCUCAACCCGUCAAUCAUGCCUCCCAAAACGAAUCAACACUCGGGCAAAUUCAGUCUGAAGCUUGCUAGUUCAGAAGACUCUGUCAUGGAAAUUGGCUCCGCACGAGACCUUGGGUUCUGCACGGCUCUCAAGAAAGAUGGUCAAGAAUGCCACUCUUGGGUCAAUGCACGCAAGACCAAGUUUUGCGAUUUUCACAUUGAGCUAGCGGUCAACAAGACGCGUGCUGCACGUAUGGAGGUCAACACUAUGUACCGGCCCAACAGCAAGUAUGAGAAGAAUUCUCAUACUGUGUCUAAGGGAUUUCUCGAACGUCAUAACGAUCCUAUGAAGAGGGACUCCGAAAGCAAUGAGCGAUACUUCAUGGUCCCAGGCUCUCGCACCACCGCAUCUCUCCUCGAUCAAGACGACUAUGGUAAAGCAGAUGCCAUGCGCCGCCGCCUCAAAGACAAAGAGAAGGAUCGUCUCCUCGCUGAGAAGCUGGGUCAGAUGGGCAACGGCAUCGGAGCAGAAUACUUGAGAACUACGACAGGUGCUUCAGAUGCCACCAGAAACACAAACAUGGACAACACGAACGAGGACGCACCUCCAUACAAGCCUUCGGCUGCGGAACUUGGAUUGAUCAACAAGAACGCUUCCCAGGUCCGCCUCAGUCCAGCCAAAGACCGUCGAAAACUCUUUUCCGUCCUUCCUGGUGGCACAAAGACCACGGCCGCAGGUCCUGAAGCUAUGGGUUGNGGAGGCUACGCAAGAAGAGGCUUGGGCGAAACAUCUCACAAACGUAAUCUCAGCCCAGAGAAAGGACAGACUAGACUCCAUACACAUAUCCGACCUAGUUCUAUUGCUUCAUCCAUGACUAGCGCUGGCGUUGGUUCUGGAGAGAAGAGUCCGAAGAAAGCUAGGUUCCAGCUUGACAAGGGAAUUCGAGAGCCGGGAAGAGAUAGCUUGGAUGCUAGGGUCGUUCUCGAUGACAGCAGCGAUGAUCUGGAGAUUAUCUAG
Messenger RNA from Aureobasidium musti, 2166 nucleotides. The record is from the annotation of a GenBank genome assembly. Lineage: Eukaryota; Fungi; Ascomycota; Dothideomycetes; Dothideales; Saccotheciaceae.